GGUGGGUAGACUUCUAGAGCCAACCCCCAGAGACUCAGAGCAUAUCCGGUUUUAGCAGAGCUGGGAGGCUCCCGAGUGGCGUGCUGAGAAGUGCAGGCUCUGCUGAACAGACUUUGGAACCAUGAACAUAUUUGAUCGGAAGAUCAACUUUGAUGCCCUCUUAAAAUUUUCCCACAUAACUCCCUCGACACAGCAGCACCUAAAGAAGGUCUAUGCCAGUUUUGCACUCUGCAUGUUUGUGGCGGCAGCAGGGGCCUAUGUCCAUGUGGUCACACAUUUCAUUCAGGCUGGCCUGCUGUCUGCCUUGGGCUCCUUGGGCUUGAUGGUGUGGCUGAUGGCAACACCUCACAGCCAUGAAACUGAGCAAAAGAGACUGGGACUUCUCGCUGGCUUUGCUUUCCUGACAGGAGUUGGCCUGGGCCCGGCUUUGGAGCUGUGCAUCGCUGUCAAUCCCAGCAUCCUCCCCACUGCCUUCAUGGGCACGGCCAUGGUCUUCACCUGCUUCAGCUUGAGCGCACUCUACGCCAGGCGCCGGAGCUACCUGUUUUUGGGAGGUAUCUUGAUGUCAGCCAUGAGCCUCAUGUUCCUGUCCUCUCUGGGGAACCUUUUCUUCGGAUCCAUUUGGCUAUUCCAGGCAAACCUGUACCUGGGGCUGCUGGUCAUGUGCGGCUUUGUCCUUUUUGAUACUCAGCUCAUUAUUGAAAAGGCUGAGAAUGGAGACAAGGAUUACAUCUGGCACUGCAUCGACCUCUUCUUAGACUUCAUCACACUCUUCAGGAAGCUCAUGCUGAUCCUGGCUUUGAAUGAGAAGGACAAGAAGAAGGAAAAGAAGUGAACUGGCCGCCAGCCUUCCCCGCGGGACUCUUCUCCCUCUGCCCCUCGUUUCUUUGCGCCAUCCCAGGUGCCGUGUUCUGUGAUAAUGAAAAGCACCAGGAAAGCUUUUGUACUUUGUGGUUUUCUCUA
Molecule: messenger RNA, 963 nt
Organism: Acomys russatus (golden spiny mouse)
Lineage: Eukaryota; Metazoa; Chordata; Mammalia; Rodentia; Muridae
Gene: Tmbim6
Product: transmembrane BAX inhibitor motif containing 6
Exons: 10
Coding region: 122-835 (237 amino acids)
Biological process (GO): negative regulation of apoptotic signaling pathway; cellular response to unfolded protein; negative regulation of endoribonuclease activity
Cellular component (GO): mitochondrial membrane
Molecular function (GO): enzyme binding
Source: RefSeq, a predicted model, not a curated record